GGCAGCGACUAGCCACGCCUUUAGGAGCCUGUCAGGCGGAGACACCAGGCGGCCCGGGGACAUGAGCCACCGAGCGGGUGCUGAUAAACGGGUGAGACUGCAAUGACCAGUCUGGACGGCAACAAUGGAGAAAAAUCACGACAGUCCUCUGCCAAAGCCACUGCUCCAAAAGUGGAGGUCCAGCGCUCCAUUUCUCGAGAGACCAUCACCAUUCGCUUCUCGGCUAUUGGGAAGGAAGAGGAAGAAGAAGAAGAAACACUCAGUGAAGACCUCGAUGACCAGAACAUUAUCACAGCAGUGGAAGCCAAAGAGGACCUGUACUUUGACACCCCUAUAGACUUGACAGCCGGUCCUGCUACCUCUUCUAGCAUGGCCGUAACAGAGACAUCAAUGCCAACAUCAUCGUCUGCCACUACGCCAAUAGGAUACACUGUUAAUGCUGCUGAGGCUUCUUCAUCCACAGUGUCCAGUGAUUUGCCACCAUCUUUGUCAACAUCAACUUCCCAACAGAGUUUAGAUGCUGUACCUGCCAACACUUCAUCCAGCCUGGAACAGAAGCCUGUAAAAGUCUCUUCUCCAUCCAAGGCUGUCACGUUGUCAUCAUCUCCAUCCAUCUCUGGCUCAAAGCCAUUUUUUAGUUUAGUUAAAUCCCUCUCUACUGAGCUGGAGCCAAAGGAGUCCACAAUGUCUAUACGGCACAGGCAUUUAAUGAAAACACUAGUCAAAUCAUUGUCUACAGACACUUCGAAGCAGGAUCCAGAUUCUGCCUCACACAGGCCACCAGACUCCAAGAUAAAUUUACAUUUGUUCAAACAAUUUACCCAGCCACGCGUUACUGGAGGUGAUUCUAAAACUGCCCCUUCUUCUCCGCUUACCUCCCCUUCUGAUGGCCGUUCCUUCUUUAAGGUCCCAGAAAUGGAGGCUAGAAUUGAAGACACCAAAAGACGCUUCUCGGAGGUCAUCUAUGAACCUUUCCAGCUUCUCAGUAAAAUGAUGGGAGAGGAGUCUUCAAGCUACAGGCCUAAAGCCUUAUCCUCAAGUGCUUCUGAGCUCUCCAACCUUUCCAGUCUUAAUGGCCACAUGGAAAACAACAACAACUACAGUAUCAAGGAGGAGGAAGGAGACACGGAGGCUGAUAAUUCCACCUGUGAAUCCAGUCAGCUGAAAGAUGAGAAGAUCAGAAAUAGAGCGGAGGACAGCAAGGAGCUUGGGGCAACACUGAUCAAUAAGGAUACUCCAUUCAAAUCCACAACGUUAGCACUGGAGAAGUGUUCUCUGUCUGUGCUGGCCAGUAAGGAGGAUGAGGAGUUCACUGAGCUCUACUCGGAAGACUUUGACUUUGAGGAAAACGAGGAGUAUCAAGAUGUGGAGGACUCUGAAGAGCAGGUCAGAAUUGGCUCUCUUAGUGAGGAGGAGGAGCUGGAUGUACAUGUGGAACGCUGUGACAUUCCGGUGCAGGUGCUUUAUUUCCUGGUUGCAUUAGUUUAUGGAUAUUUUAUACUACCCCUCCCCAGCUAUGUCAGUGGACUCUGUCUGGGAGUUGCCUUUGGAUUCAUGGCUGCUAUUGGUAUGAUUUGGCUUUUUGCAUCUCCACGCUCUUGUCGUUUAAACCAGAGUCUCUAUCUCCGCCAGUCAGCUGUAGAUCCACUGAACAUCAGUGAACCAGAAAUACUGAAGGGAUGGAUGAAUGAGAUCCAAAAUUAUGACCCAGAGACCUAUCACGCCACCCUGACAUAUUCCGUGUUCGUGCGUUUGGAAGGCUCCACAUUGCGUCUCUCCAAACCCAGCAAGAACAUCUCGCGGAGAGCCAGCUACAACGAGUCCAAACCUGAGGAGGUCUUUGUAAGCCAGAAGAUCUACGACUUGGUAGACUGCAAGGUGAGUCUGGUCCCUAGGAGCCUGGCACGUAAGCGGCUGUGGAACAAGAAGUACCCCAUCUGUCUGGAACUUGCCCACCAGGAAGACUUUAUGUCCAAAGCUCAGGUAGAUAAGGACAGCAUUGAGGAGAAAGGAGACAGCUCAUCACAAGAUGGCGGCAAAGCGCUCGGCAACAGGGAACAAGUAUUGUAUUUGUUCGGAAGGACCGGCCGAGAGAAGGAACAAUGGUUUCAAAGCUUUCUUGGCGCCUCCAAACUGAAAGCUGAAUCCAAAAAGUCUUGUGGAACAUCAGCAAUAAAAGCAGGUCUCCUGCUGACGCACAGCCGGAGUAGUAGUAAGGGAAGUAUGGAUGAAGUCAUGUCCCAGCCACGCAGUAAGGAAUGUCCAGGGAGCAUUAAGCAGAAAAUGCUGCUGGAUUACAAUGUUUACAUGGCCCAGUCUAUUCCACAAGAUGAGAGGAGCCCUGAUGAAAGCCCUGUACAAAGCACUAACAGCAGUCCCACUGCUGCCAAGAAGGUGAGUGGCGCAGCCAUGGUGGCUGAAGAUCCACAGGCCUGGGUGAAUGCUCUGCUUGGACGUAUGUUCUGGGACUUCCUGGGAGAAAAGUACUGGUCAGACCUGGUAUCUAAGAAGAUUCAGAUGAAGCUGAGUAAGAUAAAGCUGCCGUACUUUAUGAAUGAGCUGACGCUGACGGAACUAGAUAUGGGGGUGUCUGUGCCGAAAAUCCUCCAGGCCUACAAACCCACCAUUGACCACAGAGGGCUCUGGACAGAUCUGGAGAUCUCCUAUAAUGGAUCAUUUCUCAUGACCUUGGAGACGAAGAUGAAUCUGACCAAACUGGGGAAAGAGCCUUUUGGGGAGGCCCUGAAAGUGACUGAUAUCGGAAAAGAGGGGGCCAGGCCACGGGCGUACUACCUGGCAGACAGUGAUGAGGAGUCAUCCAGUGCUGGUUCUUCAGAUGAGGAAGAUGCUCCAGAAUUAUCAGGGGACAAGCAGCAGCCUGGAGCAGAGGGGUACGUGGGACCCCAUCGCACCAGUAAGAUCAUGAGGUUUGUCGAUAAGAUCACCAAGUCAAAAUAUUUCCAGAAAGCCACUGAGACGGAGUUCAUCAAGAAGAAGAUGGAGGAGGUGUCCAAUACUCCGCUGCUGCUUACUGUGGAGGUCCAGGAGUGCCGAGGGACACUCGCCAUUAACAUUCCACCGCCACCUACUGACCGCAUAUGGUAUGGGUUCCGGAAGCCACCACACUUGGAGUUGAAAGCUCGGCCCAAACUAGGGGAGAGAUUGGUGACAUUGGGCCAUGUGACUGAGUGGAUUGAGAAGAAGCUGGAGCAGGAAUUCCAGAAAAUAUUUGUCAUGCCAAACAUGGACGAUGUGUACGUGACAGUAAUGCACUCUGCUACGGACUCGCGCUCCAGCACAGAUUUGGACGCAGUGGUCACGCCAGUGGACGCCCCUUGAUAUGUGAAGUGCCGGCUGUUUACAGUAUUAGACUUUCUAUUCUGUUGUAAAGCAGGUUGUGUACAUCACUGUGCCACAGCUCGGGGAUGGUACCAGUACUGGAUGACUGCAGAGUGUUGGAGGUCCUCCUAUUCCAAUCCUCGGUCAGUUCC
Nanorana parkeri is the source of this 3491-nucleotide messenger RNA. It is a transcript of the gene TEX2, whose product is annotated as testis expressed 2. Lineage: Eukaryota; Metazoa; Chordata; Amphibia; Anura; Dicroglossidae. Bases 103 to 3339 code for a protein of 1078 amino acids. The transcript is spliced from 12 exons. Gene Ontology annotation, molecular function: lipid binding. Gene Ontology annotation, cellular component: endoplasmic reticulum. The record is from RefSeq and is a predicted model, not a curated record.